AUCCUCUCUCCAUCAUCCUCUCUCCCUGUGUUUGGCGAGCUUGUGAGAGCACAAACCUUUCUGCAAAACAGGUCGCCUACAGGAGACAAGCAUAUCAUAAUUUUGAGGGUAUCAUAAUUUUGAGGGAACCCGGAGAGCUUUCUUCUCUCCCAAGCCCGCCAAUUCACCCACGAACUCCUGUAAUGUCGUGGAUCGAAGAUAAAUAACCGACAGCUUGUUCUCUCUCUGUUGUAGUGUUGAGCGACACGAGCUACCCCGACACACAGGCAUACACACACAGCUCGGGCGUUCCGGCGACUCCUCUGCGGCCAACGGAAGGGUGUCAGGAGAGAGGAGAGGGAGAACGGAGGAGGCGAAGGGGAGAGAGGAGGGAGAGGAGGGAGAGGAGGGAGGAAACCCGACUGUUUUGAAGCUAUACGCCAGUAAACAAAGACUAUAAGCAUACACAGUGAACGAAGAGGAAACCGUCGCAGUGCUAUUUUAAUUCAGUGUGGAUGAAACUAGGAUGAGAGAGACGCCAAAGGACAGAGACGCCAUCGGUGACAAGUUAAAGGACUCCGCUAUUGGGAUGGCUGAGGUUUCGCAGCAGGAGAGAAUUCAGGCCAUCGCUGAGAAGAGGAAGAGGCAGACAGAGAUUGAGAACAAGAGGAGACAGCUGGAAGAUGACAGAAGACAGCUUCAACACCUAAAGUCGAAGGCUCUGAGAGAGCGCUGGUUGUUGGAUGGGGCUCCAGAGGAAGAUGAGACUCAGAGACGUAUUCAGGAGGACGAAGAGAGGACUAAGGCACUAGAGAAGAGCAUCCUCUGCCUGGAGCAGGAGAUAGAGGAGCUGGAGAAUCCGGUCGUGACCAAAGAGAACAGAGGAGCUGUAAAUGGAGUAUCACAGAACCAGAGUCCUAGAAGAGAACUAACAGGAGUAGAAGCCAAGCUGUUGGGUCCCAGUCCAGACCAGGCCAGCGCUGAGAACCCUGUUACCCUGGUCUUCAUGGGCUAUACAGCUCUGGAGGGUGAGACAGCAGGGGAAGUGGGGGAGGCAGGGGGGACAGAGGGUGGAGACGGCUCAGUCAAGGCGGAGUUUGUGAUGCUACCAGACGGGGAGGUGAAGGAGGUAAGAGAGGGGGAGACAGAGACCCAGGCAGCAGCCAAUGGGAGUACGGGUGAGAAGGGGGAGGCAGGGGGGGGAAAUGGGGGAGGAGGGGAGCAUGCUAAUCUGCUGCUGAAGUAUGAAGAACGUUGA
Oncorhynchus masou masou (cherry salmon) is the source of this 1237-nucleotide messenger RNA. RefSeq names its product paralemmin-1-like. The transcript is spliced from 7 exons. Gene Ontology annotation, biological process: regulation of cell shape. Gene Ontology annotation, cellular component: membrane. The record is from RefSeq and is a predicted model, not a curated record. NCBI's taxonomy places the organism in Eukaryota, Metazoa, Chordata, Actinopteri, Salmoniformes, Salmonidae. The coding region runs from base 506 to 1237 and encodes 243 amino acids.